AUGUAUCUUCGUUUAGUGCCAGAAGAUUAUAAACAUUGUGGAAGAACUCGUGAUCACACUAAAAGCUCUGGUGAAUCGACACCGGCGGAAAACGUGCUUUUAGAGAGCGGGCUCGUACCUCCUAGAACUAGCGACACCGAGAGUGCAGCAGGGCAGAGGUCGCGGCUGAGUCAGUCAGUAAGUCAGUUGAGCGCGCGCGUGCGGGCGGCGCUGCCCCGCGGCCGCGACCGCGUGCAGGCCACCGAGGCGCAGGACGUCGAGGAUAAGAAUGUAGCAGAAGAAAAAAAGGGGGUGGUCUACGCUGAGCUCGCGCUGGGGGAACAAAAUGCAGAAAAACCCCCUCCCCCAUCCACUGAAUAUGCAGAAAUAGUGUACACAGACCAACCCUCUGAAGUAAAGGAGAGUAAGGAG
This is a messenger RNA of Brenthis ino (lesser marbled fritillary), 411 nucleotides long. The record is from the annotation of a GenBank genome assembly. NCBI's taxonomy places the organism in Eukaryota, Metazoa, Arthropoda, Insecta, Lepidoptera, Nymphalidae.